This is a messenger RNA of Oncorhynchus tshawytscha (Chinook salmon), 2585 nucleotides long. It is a transcript of the gene nubp2, whose product is annotated as nucleotide binding protein 2 (MinD homolog, E. coli). Bases 260 to 2371 code for a protein of 703 amino acids. The transcript is spliced from 14 exons. Gene Ontology annotation, molecular function: ATP binding; ATP-dependent FeS chaperone activity; DNA binding. Gene Ontology annotation, cellular component: cytosol. Gene Ontology annotation, biological process: iron-sulfur cluster assembly. The record is from RefSeq and is a predicted model, not a curated record. NCBI's taxonomy places the organism in Eukaryota, Metazoa, Chordata, Actinopteri, Salmoniformes, Salmonidae.
ACAAAUGAGGGACUACGAAAUUGUGCACGGAGAACGAUUUGAUGUUUGUACCUCGUAUCACUCCGUCCAGAAGGUGAUACGUUGCUGCCAGAAGCUGCAACCCGCAUUAUAAAUAUAACCAGUUUGAAAACAGUGAAGUUCAAACUAAGGCUGGUGUAUUCCGUUAUUGCUAGGUUUCUUCUACUGUCUUAGAUUUGAUUUGUGUAAUAUUGCAUUCCGUUAUGAAAAGGCAUUCCAUUAUUUUGUCUUGGAUAGAAAUAUGUCCGUAUUGAAAAGAGCCAAAACAUGGGAGAUAUCUGAAUCUGAGGGCGAAAGCGAUGCUGAAACUCAACCUUCAAUCAAAUGCAUUGCAUUUACCGAUCAGGGUGACGAUAACAAUGAAACAGCGACGGCCAAUAGUCCUACUGACGGUCUCGAACAGGACAACAAAGACCACAACACAGAUUGCAAGUCAACAGCCAAAACCGAACCAAGUGACACAUUGGUGGCUCCACGACCCGCUAGGUCCGGUACCGCAAGUCCGGGGAGAAAACGCCGAACCAAAGUGGAGAUAGAGGCAGACAGACAGAGAGUUGAGGAGAGGAAGGAGGCCAGAGAGAAACUCAAGAGGGUGAGGGCCGAAGAGAAAGAGGAGAGGCGAGAAGAUCAACAAAGGAGAAAAGAAGCUGCAGAGCGUCAAAAGAGCCUCAGACCUGAUAACUGUUUGAAGUGCCUGACUGUCUGUAUUGAUCCAGCUCUACUGCAGGAUGAUGGAUCGGAUGUGUUACUGGGAACUCUGUCUGCAGUUGAGUGGAGGAGCAGCAUUGAGACACAGCAGCUCCCUCACAGCAUCACUUGGACCAGAGAUCUUCCGCCGGAGAAAGACAGCAGUGGACCACUGGAGGAGGAGCAGGUUCUGCUGGUGUUGGGUCUGACUGACUUCAUGGGCAUGGUGGUGUCAGUCAAACAGACACUGCAUGGCAACGGGGAGGAAUCAGCGGUGGAGUCUUUCUUCAAGCUUUUGUCCGAGUGCCUCAACCGAGAUGCCAAGAUGGCGGUUACUGUUUUAGUGAUGGGAUCCAACGCAAAUAGCUGGACUGGGACAUGGGAUGUACCCGAGUUGAGCCAAAGAUCUCAGUUGGGAAUGGAGGAUCUGGACAUUGAGGAGGUAUUGGUUUUCCUGCAACUGUACCGGAACAUUACCGUGGUCUUCCUGGACAGCUGGCAGGAUGUCACAGACCACGUGUGUGCCGUCACCAAGGCCCUGUCCAAACGGCCCUACAAACUGCUGACAGAGCGGUGCGAGUUGCCGUUCUGUGUGGAUGGCUCAUGGGCCAGUGGGGUGCGUGUGGAGCGGGAUGGAGCUGGGCUGGGUGAGGUGUGGAGCAGGCAGAUCACACAGCUCAACAGGGUCAGCCCUGCAGUGGCCUCUACUUUGACCACAGCCUACCCCUCACCGCAGAUACUACUGCAGGAAAGUCCCCAGCUGUCCUCGUCCAUCCCCAGCAUACUGCAAAAACUGUGUUGGAACUUGUCCAGGUUGACCUCAGCGGUCCCGAUGCCCACCAUCUACAUAGAAGACAAAACAUACAAUAAAGGUGGGAACUUGGCCCAGGUCCAACAUGUGGUGUUGAUCCUGUCUGGAAAAGGAGGGGUGGGCAAGAGCACCCUCACCACAGAGCUAGCCCUGGCCCUAAGACACGCAGGCAAGAAGGUUGGGAUCCUGGAUGUGGACUUGUGUGGUCCCAGUAUCCCCCGCAUGCUGAGUGUGGGCAAGCCAGAGGUGCACCAGUGUGACUCGGGCUGGGUGCCUGUCUACACAGAUGCCCAGAAGAGCCUGGCGCUCAUGUCCAUAGGCUUCCUGCUGGAGGACCCAGACGAAGCAGUUGUCUGGAGGGGUCCAAAGAAAACAGCUCUGAUUGGGCAGUUUGUGUCUGACGUGGCGUGGGGGGAACUGGACGUGCUCCUGGUGGACACCCCCCCGGGGACGUCAGAUGAACACCUGGCCGUCCUGGAAAACCUGAAGAAGCAGCACAAAGUGGACGGAGCCAUUCUGAUCACUACACCGCAGGCAGUAUCGACGGGGGACGUCAGGAGAGAGAUAACGUUCUGUAAGAAGACAGGCUUGCGCAUCCUUGGGAUUGUAGAGAACAUGAGUGGAUUUGUGUGUCCACACUGCUCUGAAUGCAGUAAUAUCUUCUCCAAGGGAGGAGGAGAGGAGCUGGCCAAGUUGACAGGAUCAGUAUAUUUGGGCUCUGUGCCCCUGGACCCUCUGCUCACUACCAGUAUAGAGGAGGGCAAAGACUUCAUCCAGACAUUCCCAGACAGCGCCACCUUCAGUGCCAUCAACAGCAUUGCACAGACCCUCCUAACAAGCAUACAGAAUCCCUGAGCAUAUUCAAUAGCAAUACAGUAUCGUAGUAUUUAGCCUUUGUAAAAUCAUGUUGAUAUAUAUAUAUAAUCACACGCAGGCACACACAACCAACCACACAAGACAUUUUUACAUUGCAUCUAUCUUGUCAUGUACUACUGGUAUGUAAAGCUUCAGAAAACUACCCACAUGUAAUACUUCACAAAUGUAAUAAAGUGGGCUGAUAUUUAAUUGA